AUGUCGGUUCAAGAAGGAAGACCACCUUACCCCCCGUUUACGGCUGAAACAGCACAGAAAAAGGUCAAGGCAGCUCAAGAUGCAUGGAAUACAAGGAAUCCUGAUGGUGUAAAGAUGGCUUACACCCCGGACUCAAUCUGGCGCAACCGUGAUCAGUUCCUACAGGGCAGAGAUGCAAUCAAGGAUUUUCUGACCAAAAAAUGGGAGAAAGAAAACGGCUACCGACUACGUAAGGAGCUUUUCGCUUUUACGGACAACAAGAUCGCUGUGCAGUUUUGGUAUGAGUGGUAUGAUGAGGCGGGUCAAUGGUGGCGGACAUAUGGUCUUGAAGACUGGACGUUUGCAGAAAAUGGAUUGAUGAGAAAGCGGCAGAUGAGCGGCAACGACGUCAAGAUUUCUGAUGAUGAGCGGUGGUUUAAGGACGGCGUUGAUGUGAACGAGGUGGAUAUCUCCGAAAAGCAUUGGUAG
Messenger RNA from Trichoderma virens Gv29-8, 468 nucleotides. RefSeq lists its product as uncharacterized. The transcript has 2 exons. The coding region runs from base 1 to 468 and encodes 155 amino acids. The record is from RefSeq and is a predicted model, not a curated record. Lineage: Eukaryota; Fungi; Ascomycota; Sordariomycetes; Hypocreales; Hypocreaceae.